UGAUGUAUGGUAGAUUAGAUAUCAGAAUAGUCAGAUAUGCCAUUUUCCGGGGGUGGGAGCUCUUUGUGUUUCUACUGCGCCCGCAAUUUCAACCAGAAGCGCGUUCACUAAAAUUUUGGAGGCAAAAUCAUUGAGCAAAAGAGCCAUAUGACCAUGCAGAAAGAAAGACGAAAUUAGUAAAACUUUGAACAAGGUUUUACACGUGUUGGUGGCGAUUUCGGCAGUUUUUGUGUUACACAAGUGAUAUGCCAGUCGCUACUAGUCGAAUGUCUGGGGACCGAGUGGUUGUUCCCCCAGAAAACUUAGAGAAUGCAGGCAAAGACAUAGAUGAGUAUUUGGCCUCAGACAGAAGAUACCCUGAAUUAGCUGAUCAAAUAGGCGUAUUUUCGCAAGCUAACGUUGGAUUAAGUGGCGUGAACGAUUUUGACUAUCCUGCAAUAUCAAGUAUUUCCGAGGGUCUGGCAAACGUCCCGCUGAUAUCAACAGUUAAACAUGUUCCAUUACCAUCAGAACUCGUCGAGCAAUUUUCCUAUAUGCAAUGCAAUUGCCAGAUGGGUUUAUUUCCAGAAAUUCGGAGAGCUUGGUUAUCCAUUGAUAGUGACAUAUUUGUGUGGAAUUAUGAAGACGGAAGUGAUCUGGCCUACUUCGAUGGUUUAAGUGAGACUAUUUUAAGUGCUGGACUGGUGAAGCCCAAACCAGGAAUAUUUCAAGAACAUAUAAAGUUUCUUCUUUGUCUUACAACCCCUGUUGAUGUCGUUCUUCUUGGUGUCAGCUUCAGCGAAAACGCAGACUCGGGUUCAGAUGAAGAGUACCACGAGAUGCACCUGCUACCUGAGCCCUUAUUUACUCUACAAACUGACAAUGUUUACAUGUCCGGUAUAACUGGAACAUUCGAAGGAAGGAUAUUCCUGUGUGGGAGAGAUGGUUGUCUAUAUGAAAUGGACUAUCAGGGUGCUGGCAACUGGUUUGGAAAGAAAUGCAAGAAAAUUAACCACUCGGCGAGCUCUCUGUCAUUUCUUGUUCCAUCAUUUCUCAGUUUUUCAUUUAGUGGUGAAGAUCCCGUUGUCCAACUAGCAGUUGAUAAUACUAGAAAUAUAUUAUACUGUCGGACUGAGAGAGGAUCUAUUCAGGUUUUUGACUUGGGAAAAGAUGGCACAAAGACUUCUUAUGUGACUUGUUGUUAUGAGGAUAAUAUCGUCAAUAAAGCAGCCAGCAUGUUAAGAAGCAUCGACAGAACACGUCUUAAGCCUAUUGUUCAUAUCGCACCUAUUUCAACAAACGAAUCUCAACUUGUUCAUUUGGUUGCUAUCACGCAAUCGGGUGUUCGACUGUAUUUCAUGACCACAACAGCAGAACGGUUUGAGGAACGUCCUUCAAAACUGUCGUUGGUACAUGUUCGCAUGCCCCCUGGCUGCGCUCCUUCUGCUCGACUUGAAAGACCAUUUAUGGUUCAUGCUGCUUAUUACAGACAAGGAAUUGCUCUGUUAUGUUCGUCUCCUAACGAAGAAAAUGAUGUGUUAUGGAGCAUCAGUCCAGAAAUUUUCCCUUUUCAAAAAAAUUUACAAGAAUCGUCGGUCAACACUCCACUUGAGGGUAGGGCUUGGGCCCUACACGAGGUUCCCGAAGCAAUGUAUCCCAUGCUGCCCUCCCCAGUCCCCAUGAAAUGGCCCGAUCCACCCACAGUAGUUACCCAGCAUGCACUACCGUCAAGAAAAUUCGUCGUGUUAAGUGCCCAGGGCUCUUAUUUGUUUACAACCAUUCGUCCAUUCGAACAACUCAAACAUCUCCUGCUUGAUAACAAUGGCCCGGACUCAGAAGCUGUACAAGGAUUCUUUAGGCUAUUGCAGGUGGAUCACGCAUGCGCAACUGCCCUUGUUCUCGCAUGUUCAACGACAGAUCUUGAAAUUGCAGACUGGGCGACACAGGCGUUCUUCAGAUAUGGCGGUGCAACAGUCAGUUAUCCUGUGAUGACACUUGAAAAUCCUGCCGAAAAAAGAGGUCAACCCUUGAGGCGACAAUAUCCAAGUCAAGCACAUGAAACUGGAAUGUCGCCCGAUAUGAGCUAUAUUCCACCUACACCAGUUCCUGGCAGGAGUCAUGGCGGCAGUUACCUAGCAACACCUGCAACAAGGCAGCCUGCAACUCCUGUUCAAAAUCCCCAGUUGCAGUCAACUCCAUACGCGUCUACCGUGGGGUCGGGUGUCGUACAACCUGAAGCUUUGAAAUCAGGAAGAAUAGCUGGAUUAUAUCUUCACAUCGCAAGGAUAUUAGGACCAUUAUGGGAUGAAAGAUUAGUGAUCCAAGAAGAUCGGGUUUUACCAGAGCCCCCGAACAACUGGAUUUACAGUCGUUUAACAAGUGAUCAAAUUGGUUGGUUUGUUGAACAACUUCAAAAGCUUGAAAAAUGGCUGGAUGCUAACAUGACUCAUUUUGCCGGCGUCCGAUCGCCUCUUGGUUCUCACGUACAACGGCGCGUUGGUACUCCAUUACAAACUAGUCAAUUAGGACCUGGUAAUACCGAAGCAGAUACUGUAAACACUCUGCGCCAUUUGAUAAGACGUAGUCGUGAAGUGUUGUCAUUGUGGCAGAUCUUAGAUGAUAACGAAUUCCAUCUUGUCGUGCAACGGUUAUCCCAGGAAUCACGUGACCGCCUCAACUUUCUAAAGUUUCGUGAUUUUGUGCUUUCGGGCAAUGUGGUAUGCAAUCAACUCAUCGCCUCAUUAAUAACGUGCUUUUUGGAUGACAAUGCAACCACAGAUAUAAUAAGUACUCAAUUACGAGAUUUAUGUCCAACAAUAUACACUACAGAUGAUGCCGUGUGUACCAAGGCUAAUGAAUUGCUCGAUACAGCUAAAAAAGCCACCGACAAAUAUGAAAAGGAACGAACAUUGCAAGAAGCGACAAGGCUUUACCGUCAAGUUGCAAAUCAAAUUGAUUUAGCAUACAUCUGUGGUCAGUUUGAAGAAUUACGUUUUUUCGAUGGUAUCGUUGAACUAGCCGUUCUUACAGCUUCAACAAUAGAUCCUCAGAAUCUUGCUCUUCAUUAUUACGAAAGUGGUCAACCAGAACAACCUGGUCCACCGUAUGAUGCCUUUCUGAAAAGGCAACGCUGUUACAACUGUGUUUUGGAUACACUAACUCAUCUUUUGACCACGCGUCAAUCACGUGCUAAUGCUCCAAAUGUCCCCAGCAGACCUGGUCCUCCAAUACCACCGGAUGGGAAUGCGUUAACAUCUGAAGAAGCCGAACGUUAUCUUGAGGGAACAUUAGUAAUGGCGUUGAGAUCACGUGAUGAACUGUUUUUAUCCUCCGUUUUUGAUUGGUUAAUUGAAAAGAGUAUGACUGAAAGGCUACUUGAGGUUAGAUCCGAGUUUCUAGAGACAUACUUAAAACGACUAGCCGCAAUACAGCACCCGAAUAACAUUCCAGUGCUAGAUCUUCUUUGGAAAUAUUACGAGAAAACUGAGAAUUAUUCUGGAGCAGCUCGAAUAUUGUGUAAGCUUGCUGAACGAGAAGGAAGUGAUAUAAAUUUGGAAGGGCGACUAGAAUAUUUAUCUCGUGCUAUCAUGAGCGCCAAAAGUUGCAACGUUCGACCUUCAAGUAUUUCAGACGGUGAAUUUUUACAUGAGCUGGAAGAGAAGUUGGAGGUUGCAAGAUUACAACUACAAGUGCAUGAAGAGUUAGUUCAACUGAAAGACACAGGAAGAUAUCCAAAUGUCAAUGAUGCAUUGGAUGAGUUGAAUUCGAAGCUUAUGGAUGUCACCAAGCUUUACGGUGACUUUGCAGAUCGUUUUCGUCUUUCUGAAUGCAAGCUUGCAAUCAUUCAUUGUGCGGGACAUUUCGAUGCAGUGUUGGUUGAAGAUCUGUGGAAUGAUAUCAUUGAUUCAGAGCUAAACAGAACAAGACAUAGUUCUCCAGAUGAUAGAAUGACCGCUCUGCGCUAUAAAUUCGUUGUUCUUGGAAAGACGUAUGUUCAUUCGGAGAGAUACUUCCCAUUAAGUUUUCUUGUGCGUGUCUUAGAACAGCAUUGCUGUCGCUUAAAUUGGGAAAGUGUCUGGGUGUUCGAAACACUAUUGGAGAUUGGAGUCGCGCUUCCAGUACUGCAUAGAAUAUACGACCGGUUAUUUAAAGCGAAGGAUCAAAUAUGGCAAACUUUGAGCCAACCAUUCCAUGUUCUCGAGGUCUUGUACAAUCUUAUUUUUAAAUUUGUCGAGACUCCAACUCUUGUUUCUCCUCAAGACAGACCGACAUUUACAGCAACCGUGUACGACGCAUGCGCAACGUACUUGGUAGAGUUACAGUCAAUCAGCUCACGUCAUCCCACAUGUCAAGAACUGAUUGGAUUAUACAAAAGCUUACAGUCUCGCUUGAAGCGUGCUCUUUAAUACCCACGCUCGGCUGCAAUAAAUAACGACUACCUUACAAAGAUGGCGACUUAGUACAUGGUAAUGGUUAAAAUAGUAGCGGAAACUGCAUAGUAUAAAAUAAACAUGUAAAUAACUAUUUUCAUUGUUUGAAACUACCAACUUUUUAUUUACAAUCUUACCCUCGACAUCAAUAAAUAGUUAGUUUAG
Dendronephthya gigantea is the source of this 4574-nucleotide messenger RNA. RefSeq names its product nuclear pore complex protein Nup155-like. The record is from RefSeq and is a predicted model, not a curated record. Gene Ontology annotation, biological process: RNA export from nucleus; protein import into nucleus; protein localization to nuclear inner membrane. The coding region runs from base 246 to 4385 and encodes 1379 amino acids. Gene Ontology annotation, cellular component: nuclear pore inner ring; nuclear pore. The transcript has 35 exons. Lineage: Eukaryota; Metazoa; Cnidaria; Anthozoa; Malacalcyonacea; Nephtheidae. Gene Ontology annotation, molecular function: protein binding; structural constituent of nuclear pore.